Messenger RNA from Carica papaya (papaya), 2280 nucleotides. The record is from RefSeq and is a predicted model, not a curated record. Lineage: Eukaryota; Viridiplantae; Streptophyta; Magnoliopsida; Brassicales; Caricaceae.
UUUGGUUUUCCGGUGAUAGUUAGAUGGUCAUAAGACAUUUUCAGCACCCUGUCUUGGAAUAUUAUUUGAAGUAAAUCGGAGGCUUAAACAAGUGUAACUAUUGUUGUGGAAAGAUUUUUCUAUAAUCACAUUCCUUUCAUAACAUAGCACGCCUGUUGUCACAAAUUGUGAUUCUUUUUUCUUCCACUUGCUGCUAUGGGGAUCAAGAGAUCCAAGACUCAAGAGGGACUCUUAGGUAAUAAUUUGGUCAGUACGUGACAGGAAACUUCCUUCAAACCAAUGGCUACCUUGGGUUUUCGUAUUCUCGAGAAAUCUAUAUUUUAGUUAUAAAACAACUAUGCUACAAUGCUUACACUUAUUUUUUUAUACUUUCUGGGGCUGAAAUUAUUGCUACAAGGAUCAGUGAUUUACAUUUGAUUUUGUGUUUAGAAUCUUAUUUCAUGUUUAUUAUUAUUUUCUUUCGAACAUUGAAUGUCUAUUUCAAUUGCUUUUUCUGGUUCCUUGUAACUGUAUGUAUUUAGUUGUGUUAUGCAUGGUUUUGUGCAAUCAAUGGCAUGUACUACUGUUAUUGGAAUAUAUGUCAAUUUUAGUUCAUCUUGAAUUGGGGGUUUUUCUUGUACGCUUGAAUUCCAGAUGUGAUUGAUUUAGAUACUCUUAGGUACUAUGGAGAGGAAACUUUUGCUUAUCAUGACUUACUCUGUAAUUGCUUUCGCUGUUAUUCCUUAAAUUUAAACACCGAAUCUAUUCUUUUUUUUUUUUAUCUCUGCAUAAGCUUUUGUUAUAGAAUAUUAUUAGCUACAAAAAAUACAAUCCAAGUAACUGUUCUAUGACAUGUAUGAUGUUGACAGUCAUGCUAAAGAAGAGUAAUCUUUGAAUUUCUUCAAGGUCAAGCUUGCUUCAGCCUGUUUGUUCCCAUUAAGUCAACUGUUUCUGCAAACAGCAUGUGGAGUUUUGCUUCCAGAGCUAUUACUGGAGCCAUCGGAUUGAAGGGUGAUCUUUUGAAACUGAAACCGGUUCCUUCAGAGUGCUCUGAUGAUGAUACUUCUUUAAACAACGAUAGGGAGGAGGGAUUGGAGUGCCCUGUAUGUUGGGAGUCCUUCAACAUUGUUGAGAAUGUGCCCCUUGUUUUAUGGUGCGGCCACACACUCUGCAAGAAUUGUGUAUUGGGACUGCAGCGUGCUAUUGUGAAAUUUCCAACAGUAACUAUUCAUCUCCCAUUCUUCAUCUCUUGUCCUUGGUGUAAUUUACUGUCCUUGAGGUUAGUCUACAAAGGAAGCAUGAAGUUUCCCUGUAAGAACUUCUUUCUCCUUUGGAUGGUUGAGAGCAUGAAUGGUGAUAGGUCAAAGUCACGUUCUUCUUUCAGUGGGGAUCAACCAGUCUGUUAUGCAAGCAGAAAUCUUCCCGUUCGCAGGCAAGCUAGCCGCAUUAACAAUCGACAUGAUCCAUGUCAGCCCCUAGUAGAAUCAUCAAGCUUCAAUCAUGGCAGAGGGAAUUCCAUACAUAAUAGUUACUUGAAUGUUGAAAGACUCCACCUAUCGCUUCGUAAGUCUUUUGCUUUCUUUGUUCGCUUGACAGCUAAGUUCCCUUUGGUUGUUGUGUUUCUUCUGAUGAUCCUGUAUGCAAUACCUGCCAGCGCAGCCAUCCUGGCCCUGUAUAUUCUUAUCACUUUUGUGUUUGCUGUCCCCUCUUUUCUUGUGCUCUACUUUGCCUUCCCCAGUUUGGACUGGUUGGUUAGAGAAAUCAUCACUUGAGUUACCAUAAAACCUUGUACCAGGCUCCUAAUGCAAACUCACUUCCACCUCAAUCUGUCGACUUCUCCUAUAAGUAUGUCCUCAUCCCAUGGUCUUAUGAUAUUCUUGUGAACGUCCUUAUCUGUGUUUCAGAAUCAGUGAAAUCUUAGAACAUUGCUGAUAAGAUGUAUCAGAAAGAUACUUCAAGCAGUGGAGCUUUGUAGUGCAAUCCCCUAAUUUUUGCGGCAAUAAACUGGUGAUAUUUUGCUUCUUUUUCUUCUCUCUUUAUUGCUGUAUGUAUAAGAAGAUGGGUGAGAUGAAUUGACAGCAAACCUUGUUUCUUAUGUAUAUAGUCAAUAACAAACCUAAAUCUGUCAUCUAUGCGAUGCGGUACUCAGUUGUGUUUCUAGGUAAAUCUAGGUGUUUAGGUGUGUUUUUAAAUAGUCUAGGUAUUAAAAUGUAUUUUUUGGUUAUCCAAAAUGUGGGAUACAUUUUUGAGUCUCUGAGUAUUUGAAGUGUAUUUUAAAGUUUAUGGUAUUAUUUUCUGGUA